AUGAUAUGCUUCCGAGUUGUCACACGAGGCGAUUACCCCGAUCUGGUCAGAGCUAAUGUGGCCAAUCAUAUAGAAAAAUGUCUUAGAGUUGGUCUCAAUAAUUUUAUCGUAGAAAUAGUAACGGAAAAGUCGAUGUCUUUUAUAACAAACAAAUAUAUUAAAGAGAUUAUUAUACCAAAACAUUAUGAAACAAAAAGUGGGGCUAUAUUUAAGGCACGAGCCCUUCAAUAUUGUUUGGAUAUUGAAGACAAAGAUAUGUUGGAUGAUAACGAUUGGAUCGUACAUUUAGAUGAAGAAACUAUUAUGAGUGAAGAUGCUAUUAAAGGUAUUGUCAACUUUGUGUGCAAUGGAAAGCAUGAUUUUGGACAGGGAGUCAUUACAUACGCUGAAAAUGGUAUUCAUAAUGUGUGGACAACAUUGAUGGACACAAAUCGUGUGGCCGAUGAUAUGGGAAAAGUUAAAUUUCAGUUCAAGUUUUUCAAUAAACCAGUGUUUAGUUGGAAAGGUUCAUAUUUUGUGUGUCGAGCAAAGGCUGAGCGCACCGUUACCUUCAAUCACGGUAUAGACGGUUCCAUUGCUGAAGACUGUUAUUUUGCACUGAAAGCCUACCAAAUUGGUUAUACAUUUGACUGGAUUGAGGGUCAGAUGUGGGAACAGUCGCCGUUUACUAUCAAAGAUUUUAUACGACAACGAAAACGAUGGAUGCAAGGGAUAUAUUUAGUCUUACUCUCGCCGGACAUUCAUUUCAAAUACAAAAUAUGGGUCGCAAUGACUUUUCAUGUUUGA
This is a messenger RNA of Oppia nitens, 786 nucleotides long. Its product is annotated as beta-1,4-mannosyltransferase egh-like. Gene Ontology annotation, cellular component: cytoplasm. The record is from RefSeq and is a predicted model, not a curated record. Bases 1 to 786 code for a protein of 261 amino acids. The transcript is spliced from 3 exons. NCBI's taxonomy places the organism in Eukaryota, Metazoa, Arthropoda, Arachnida, Sarcoptiformes, Oppiidae. Gene Ontology annotation, molecular function: beta-1,4-mannosyltransferase activity.